AUGGCCCCAGAGAUCGAUUACGAGAACGAAUAUAUCAGCGAAUCGGGGAAACGAUGGAAGCCGUCAGGAAUUCGUAGUCUCUUUCCACUCGAAGCGACACCGGGGAUGAUCUCGAUGUUAGCAGGCAAACCCAACCCGGACACCUUUCCAUUUCAGUCUAUCUCAGUUACCCUCAAAUCAUUGGUACCUAAUAAUUCAGACGGAAGUCCAGUGGCACCAGACGUCUUGACAAUCGCAAAUCAAGAUCUAGAUGAAGCCUUACAAUACGGCCCUACCUCUGGUAUCAAUUCAUUCGUAUCAUGGAUCACUGGAUUACAACAGCUUAGUCAUCGAAGGGGAAAUGCAAAGGAAGAAGGUUGGAGAACAUCGAUUGGAUCAGGCAGUCAAGAAUUGAUGUACAAGAUGACAGAGAUUCCGUCGGACGAAUAUGGUAUCAAAGAUUCAGAUUUACAAUCAAUUCUAGAAAACUGGUAUACAGAUGAAAAGACUAAGGCUAUGAAGUUCCCAAAGGUAGUUUAUACAUGUCCAACUGGGUCCAAUCCUACCGGUGCUUCAGCUUCUCUUCCAAGGAAGCAAAAAAUCUUAGCUCUGAUACGCAAGUUCAAGUUGUUGAUCAUGGAAGAUGAUGCGUAUUUCUACCUUCAUUUCGAUCGACCUAACCGCGCCCCGAGUUACUUUGAACUAGAGAAGAGUGAUGGAGGCGAGUGCGGUCGAGUCAUUCGGUUUGAUAGUCUGAGGUAUGCGCUUGGGAUUUGUCACAGGACCGGUUCCAAUCAUGAAUGUCAUUGUUUGACGCAAGUGAUUGCGUACAAACUCUUAAAUCACUGGGGUUAUGAUGGAUUUAUUGCGCAUUGUGAUCGUGUAGCCGCUUUCUAUGCACACAAACUUCAGGUCGUUGAAGCAGCUGCUAGGAAACAUCUCGAAGGUCUUGCCGAUUGGGAUCGACCAAGAGCUGGAAUGUUCCUGUGGUUCAAACUGAGGAUCGCCAAGCUAGGCGAAGAGGAAAAUGCUUGCUCAAAAGCUUUGAUUGCAACAACGGCUCUGAGAAAUGGCGUGCUUGCUGUACCGGGACAUGUAGGAUCAAGAGGCACUCUAAAUUUGAAGGAAUUCAUGCCCAGUGGUCGUAAAACUGUUUAUGUUCGAACAAGUUUUAGCUUGAUUGACGAGGAGACGGCCGAUGAGGGCUUCCGUCGAUUGGCAAGUGCGAUCAAAGAAGCAAGAAAAGAGAUAGGAUUAGAUGCUUGA
Messenger RNA from Melampsora larici-populina 98AG31, 1245 nucleotides. RefSeq lists its product as uncharacterized. Lineage: Eukaryota; Fungi; Basidiomycota; Pucciniomycetes; Pucciniales; Melampsoraceae. Gene Ontology annotation, molecular function: transaminase activity. The coding region runs from base 1 to 1245 and encodes 414 amino acids. The record is from RefSeq and is a predicted model, not a curated record. The transcript has 8 exons.